UACCAGCAGUAGUUGGGCCUGUGACUGGUGUAUAUAUGCUAACAGAUGCACCCACGCCAGCAGUACUUGUGGUCCUAGUGGAGGGGUGAUACCAGGACAGAAUAGCCAUGUCAGUGUUGGUAUUAAAGGUCCCACCAUGUGCCCCCAGCUCCUGCCACGUGCACAGGACAUCCUGUUACCUGCUGGGGUCAUCAAGGUGAUCUCACUGAGUGGGAAGAACCUUCCUGUGCCACAGGCUGGCCAAGGUGGUUACCAAUGUAAGAUAGGCACUAACACAGUCCCAGCUAUCAGACAGAAUGAUAGUGCCAUAGACUGUCAGGGCCACGCUUAUAUAUACACAGUCAAUACAGGCCAGGAGAGACACCAAAUCCAAGUAAUCUGGAAUAAUAACCAUGUGAUAGAUCAACCAACAGGCUCUCAAGUCAGUGCCACCCUGUACAAGUGUGACAUCCUGGGGACCACAUGUGGCACAUGUAUUGGUGCUGUGGAUGUAAAGUUUGGAUGUGCUUUCUGUGGAGGGACGUGCAAGUAUCACCCAACAUGCAGUGUGCCAGCAGAAAACAUUUGUCCUAAUGUUAUCAUUAACUGGGUUUCUCCCUUGAGUGCCCCAGUUGAAGGUCACACAAAGGUCACCAUCAAUGGCACCAAUUUAGGGACCUCUGAUGCCAGUAUACCCACUGUAACACUGGCUGGGGUGAUCUGUAGACCUGUUGUAGAAGAUUAUGUGGUCUCAAAGAGAAUUGUGUGCACUGCAGCUGAAGCUCCAGGCAGGUUGGCCAGAAAUGGUUCCAUAGAGAUCCAGGUCAAGGGUUUAAUUAGGUCAUACAGCUACUCCAAACAGUUUAGAUACAUGGACCCCAGGCUGGAGACAGUGUUCCCAGUGAAAGGCCCCAUGUCUGGUGGCACCAGGCUGACUGUGAGGGGGACAGAUCUUAACGCUGGCAACCUGGACAAUAUCAGCCUAACCCUAGAGGAGGAAAUGUUGCCUUGUAUUGUAGAUAGAAGCACAAUUGGCAGCCAUUCCACAAUUUGUACCACUCCUGGGGUCAGUAGGCCAAAGGUCGUGACCUCUGUUAGGAUGUUCUUUGACGGUAGUGUAAGAAUGCUGGACCAGGGUCCCUUCACAUACACUGAGGACCCUGUGGUGGACAAGAUAAUGCCACUAACUAGUUUCGUCAGCGGAGGUCGGAUAUUGACAGUUACUGGGAAGAAUUUUGACUCAAUUCAACAGCCAAAGAUGUUUGUAUGGAACGGGAAUGAAAAGUCGGAAACGACGGAUUGUUUCCAUAUACCAGAAAUGUCCAGUACUACAUUAACAUGCCCGUCUCCAAGAGCGCCUAAGGGGAUUCACCAAACGAUAGGCCUACCAGACACUUCAGGUUCCUUGCGUUUUAAGAGAGAGUCAGACACCAAUACCAUUGCGAAGAUUGGCUUUGUAAUGGACGGAGUGCUAGCAGUGCAGAAUUUAACCAAAAUAAUUUCUUCUCUUCAAUAUGUUGUGGACCCGUUGUUCCAGAAUUUGACCAGCGACGGUUCUAGUGUGAAAUAUCAAAGUAACACUAGCUUCGUAAUACGUGGACAUUAUCUCAACCUUGCCGCAAGCGAAGCAGAUGUGACUGUUCUGAUUGGUGGACAUAACUGUGACGUCACGGGUUUGGCUCCCAGUGUUCUUGUCUGCACACCGCCACAUUUUGACUACGGAGAUAAACUGGUAACUAUACGCAUGGGUAAUUUAGAGUACCUAGUAGGGUAUCUGAACUAUGGGGAUCCUCCUCUUCCAGGCAGCUAUGGCUGGGUAGCCGGGCUAAUUGUCCCUAUUGUUGCUCUAACUGUCAUUGGAAUUGUUACCGGAGUCAUAGUCUAUAAAAGACGUGCAAAACGCACUACUACCAAACACAAUGGCGCCAAUGACACCGAGUACCUUGGUUUAAGCAGUCAAAUCACACCACCGCGUGUUAUCAACACUAUAGAGGACGCCUUGAUGCUGGUGAAGGAUGGUGACUUAAAGGUUGCUCUCAAGCCUGUACUGGUGAGCAGAGAUCGGAUUAAAAUUGGGAAGUUAAUAGGCACAGGGCACUUUGGAUGUGUAUUUGAAGCGACUUACGAAGACAGCGAACAUUACAACCCAUCUAAAGUAGCCGUGAAAACGUUUCAAGGAAAGGGUGCAGACAUUCAGCACCUAGAUGAAUUCCUCAGAGAAGGAGCUCUGAUGACGUCAUUCCGCCAUGAUCACGUGUUGACAAUACUCGGGAUAUGCUUCGAAGUUGACGGCAACCCCAUGAUUAUAUUACCGUACAUGGCCAAUGGAGAUCUCAAAACUUACAUCGAGAAUCCUAAGAAUGUACCUACUGGACUACAGCUGCUGCAGUUUGGUUUGGACGUAGCCCGGGGCAUGGAAUACCUUGCUGAGAACAAAUUUGUCCAUCGGGAUUUGGCUGCUAGAAACUGCAUGCUAGAUGACCAACUGCGCGCCAAGGUGGCCGAUUUUGGACUGACUCGUGACGUUUAUACCACGGAAUUAUACAGCUCCAGAGACAAGCAGGCCAAGUUGCCGGUGAAGUGGAUGGCGCCAGAGUCCAUGGAGAGGAACGUCUACACAUUUAGAUCUGAUGUGUGGUCCUAUGGCGUCCUACUUUGGGAACUGUUCACUCGUGGUAAGGUACCGUAUCCUGGUGUAGACGGAUGGGAUGUUCUACAGUUCCUAAAACUUGGGAGAAGACUGGACAUACCUGACUACUGUCCUCAGCAUGUGUACCAGCUCAUGCUGAAGUGCUGGUCAUGGGAGCCAGAGGAGCGGCCAGACUUCACCUCUAUUGUAACACAAAUAGAGGAGACAGUGAGAGCCAACACGGAAGUUAGUGGAGAACCUGGUCACAAUGAACAUGAGGAAGUGGAUGGUGAUUAUCAUAUGUACACUGAAGUGCUAACUUAACAAUGUAACACCUGUUUAUAAUUUUGUCCACUCGUUUUUUGACAGUGUUUUUCAUUUGGACUUUGCUAUAAGGAUGACGACGCUGCUUCCUCCUCAUAUGGUAUUUUUACCUGUAUAUUUGAUUAUGAAUGGUCUCUAGGAAUCGAUUACACGUCCACAUUUUAUUGUGUUUGGCUAAGGAGAAAAAAGUGCUGCUUCCACCACUAUUGAACUUUUGUGUUCUUUAGGCUCUGGAUUAUCGCAUGAUACGCAUGGCAUCUAAGAGCCCAUUCAGAACAGAUAAUCCGCAUACUAACUGAUCCACCGACUAAAUAUGGGUGAUCUCACUUAAAAAGCGUUGUCGCUAUAAUUCCUUGAUGGUCCCCCCGCUUCCACCGUCGCUGCAGGAACCUCGGAGCCGUUUAAUAUUUUUUAACAUAUACAUCCGCUUCCAGUCGAAAAAUAAUAUUUCGACAGGUUUUUCUGCUUGCAGUCUAUGCUGUAUGUAAAUGGGUCAGAGUGUUAGGUCAGAAAUGGCUCUCAAUGUGUGACGUAAUAUGUUAAAAAACAUUUAUAGAGAUUCAAAUCAAAGUAUGUUUUUCAUUUGCAUGUUUUUCGUAUAUCGUGUAUUGCAUUUUGCUAUUAUUUCUCACAUCUCAGCAAGUGAAGUUCGUGAUUGGCAUCCUGUUCUAUCUCCUUCUUCUUUAUAAGAUAUAGUUUCUUUUUCUUUUUUUUUUAUAUUUUGGGGUUUUAAGAAUAAUAUAUAUAUAUAUAUAUACAAACAAACCUGGUUUGCACAUGUCUCUUUAAGAUAAUGUUUGGAACACGAAUAACUUGAAAAUCUUGAUGACACAACUGACUACGAACUUCUCCAUUCUCAAAUCUUAUAUGAGAUCUUAGUUUUUUAAAGAACGCAUUUUAUGUAGGUAUACCUUUGAAAUUAAAAUAUUCCAUAUUAAAUGUCAAGUAUAUCUAUCAAUCUAUCUAUC
Messenger RNA from Lingula anatina, 3900 nucleotides. Its product is annotated as hepatocyte growth factor receptor. The record is from RefSeq and is a predicted model, not a curated record. Gene Ontology annotation, molecular function: ATP binding; protein tyrosine kinase activity; semaphorin receptor activity. Gene Ontology annotation, biological process: regulation of GTPase activity; negative regulation of cell adhesion; protein phosphorylation. Gene Ontology annotation, cellular component: semaphorin receptor complex; plasma membrane. NCBI's taxonomy places the organism in Eukaryota, Metazoa, Brachiopoda, Lingulata, Lingulida, Lingulidae.